This is a messenger RNA of Podarcis raffonei (Aeolian wall lizard), 1770 nucleotides long. It is a transcript of the gene SPATA6L, whose product is annotated as spermatogenesis associated 6 like. Gene Ontology annotation, molecular function: myosin light chain binding. Bases 171 to 1340 code for a protein of 389 amino acids. The transcript has 12 exons. Gene Ontology annotation, biological process: spermatogenesis. The record is from RefSeq and is a predicted model, not a curated record. NCBI's taxonomy places the organism in Eukaryota, Metazoa, Chordata, Lepidosauria, Squamata, Lacertidae.
AAAGGACCCGAGGCCCCUCCUCCCCUCCCCUUUCCUCCCCGCGGCGAGCGAGGGACGCUGGAACGUUGGCGUCGCCAUGGCAACACGACGCUUUCUCUCCCCCCCCCUCCCCGCACGGCGACGGUGUGGCUGCCCUGGCGGAAGGAAGAGCCCCUCUCGCGCCCCGGAGGAUGCCGCUCAAGGUGGUGGUGGAGCUUCAGAUCCAUGCGGUCUCUUGUCCCGGUGUGUACUUGACGGAGAAGAAUGAUGUUUAUCUGCAUGUUUGCAUCCUGGGCCAAUGCAAGGAAACUGAGAGCCUUCGACCCAUCUUCCCUCUCUUGUUCCACGAGAAAAUGUGGUUUGAAAAGGUAUUUGAAAAAGCUACAGAUCCUGUUGCUGUUGUAGAACUGCUAGAAAGAAAUGUAACAAAGUUCCGAUUAGUCGAAGUGGUACCUUCAGGGAAAGGCGAGCUUGCAUUUUAUGAAGAGAAUACUCGAGGUUUUCUGUUUCCAGAGCCUAAACUGACUCCUGCGUAUCCCGGUGUGGACAGAGGGUUACUAAUGAAGACACGCCCUUCUUUCCCAGGCAUUGCACCAAAAUUAGAGUUUUCCACAAGGACAACUAUUACAGAACUUCCACUUCUGUCCAGAAGAUGGUAUCGUGGCAGAAAUAAGAGCAGGUUGAGAAGGGCUGUCUCAGCAUCGCCCCGGCGGAGGAGCAUUUCACCGGCACGAUGUAAGACAACAAAGAAUAAGGGCUGUAGGCGAUUCUCAAGAUCAUUCCCAUCGCGCUCUCCGUCUCCAACAAGACGUCUCCAGGAGUUUUGCAGGGAAAGCCGGCAGCAGACGCCUUCUCUGAGCUUGAGGUCUGUUAAGUUCAAGUCAGAAUCAGACCCCAGGCCGCCUUUUGUAGUUCGACAUGUAGAUUCUUCUAAAAUGUUUUCUGAGCCAUAUUGGAUUUCAAGUCAAAAUACGAGCUCGUCAAGGAAUUCCCACAAACUUCAGUUGAAACGAGCGUUAUCGUACGAUAGCUGGAAGUCUGCUUGCCCGGCAGCAAAGGUAACCAGAGAGCUGGAUAUGCAAUACAGCUUGGAUCCUGGUUCAUCAUCACUUGAAACAAGGGAGCCUAUUGAUUUUGAUUACUCUCUUUCUCUUUGCCACAAACCUUCAUCUGACUCCUCAAAGCGCUACCGAUCGCCAAGCCCAUGUGCGCGGUGGGCGUCUCCUCAACACAGGAUAUAUUCCAGCCCCAAUUCAAGCUGGGAAGAGAUUAACGAGAGAGUGAAAAACCUCCUAACUUCAGAUGAGGCCAUACAAAGACUAUCCUUUAAAGAAUGCAGCAGCCUUGGGAUAUCGACCUGAAGACCCAUUGCUGGCAAGACUUUUGUUCUAGAGCUAACUGAUGAAUGGUUUAUUUUCUGUGUGAUGUUAUGUCUAAAUUGGUUUGAAAACAACACUCUGUAUCGUAGUGCUGAUUAAAGGUUUGAUUUAUACAUUUUCAAACAAGUGCAAGGCUAUCAGCUUAUUGUGGGAUGAUGUCGUGAUCCUAUUGAUGGUGCUAUAUACCGGUACUUCUUUAAGAUUUUGGCUGCUGAAAGUAUUCUCCAUGAAAAACCUACUUGGAAUUAUGUUACCACUCAGGGCUGUGUCCUCAGUGUAAAGCUUAGUUUUAGGAAUUUGGAAGCGAAUACCAUUUUGAAUUGAAUAAAGGCGUGGGGAAAGAGUUUGGUUUCGUGCUGGUAAGAUGCACAGCAAACUUUGAAGAACCACUCUAGGAUAAAUUCAAGGUCCA